GGGAAAUUCUGCAGCAGAGGUGCAUUAAAUUCAACAGUUGUCAUAACAGAGUGUAUAUUUCAUUAUCUAUGAAUUCAAAAUGCCAUUCAUUCUCUAUAUUUAGAUUAGUUUCCUGCUCUUGUAAUUCAUAGCCUAUGUAAAUACAUUUACACAAUAUUCACCUUUUUUGUGCUAUAUUCUGUAGCUUCUGCUGUUCUUGCAGUGUAAAAAUGGUAUAAGUGAAUGUGGAUGUGAAUUUUAGUAUUAAAAAAAGGAACCUUUUUAUCUGGUUUGACCCCUUGUCUAGUCAGUCAUUGCAGCGCUGGGGGUCCUUAUAUGCAUGUUGAUCAGUGUAAAAAAAAAAAAAAAAAAAAACGAGAGAGAAAAAGAUUAAAGAGAAAGAGGUUAAAGUAGCUUUUCAAGCAUGAUUUGUAACUCCAGUGAAUGCAAUUUUGUUAUAUAAAUUGAAAUUAUAUGAAGAGAGAACAACAGUACACCCACAUACAAGUGAAAUAAUGUGGACGUUCUCUGUACCUAUGAUUUCCAUAAAUUAAGAGUGUGUUGUUGCUGUUGUGUUUUAUUUGCAUGUGUCAUUACGUUGAGUGCAUAACGCUCAUGACACAGCAGUGAUACAGAAUAUGUUCAAGUUUGAGAAAAUAUUGUUUAGUUUGGGAUGAGGAAACAUGCUGUUGGUUGAAACUGUUGGAAGAAAUUGUAACUGUUGCUGUUAUCAAAACUGAAAGAAAAUGGAAAACAAAACUGCAAAUGUUGAGGGUUUUUCCUGUGAAGCCGCUGUGGAAAUGCAAUACUUCAUUACAGAACAUACAGAUCCUCCAGUCUCUACCACAUUCAAAUGAACACAUUUCCAGAGAAUUACAGCAACAAAGACCAACACAUACUGUAGAAGAAAAAAAGGAAAAACAUGUGAACGAGGAAGAAGAAUGCAAAGGGCUUUUGUUUAGAGUAAUAAACAAAUGAUGAGAUGCUGAACAAGAGCAGAUAAAAUAAUCACAUUGUUUAAAGCUAAAGACAGAAACACACAACCUCUAAAAAAUGGAUCAAACGCUAUAUUUCAUUCUUCUUCUCAUUGCUCUCUGCUCCGUAUCUGAAUGUGUUCAGCGUCAGUAUCGCUUUAUAAAUGAGAGGAAGACCUGGACUGAAGCUCAGAGAUACUGCAGAGAGAAAUACACAGAUCUGGCCACCGCUGACAACAUGAACGACAUGAACGAGCUGAACGAGCUGAAGAAGAGCGUGAAUAAUGGACGUGUCUGGAUUGGGCUGCAGAAGACGGGUCGUGAUGAAUGGCACUGGUCUUCAGGUGAACCUGUGCUCUAUCUGAACUGGGGACCUAAACAACCAGAAGGCAGAGAUUAUUGUGCUAUGAUGUGGAAUGGAAAAUUUGAGGAUUUGCGAUGUAGUGAUAACCGACAUUUCAUCUGCAACAACACAAACACAGGACUCAUCUUUGUCAAUCAGAGGAUGAACUGGAGAGACGCUCAGAGUUACUGCAGACAGAAUCACAUUGAUCUGGUCAGUGUGAGGAACCAGAAUGAGAGUCUACAGGUUCAGAAGAUCAUUAGUGAUAGACAGUCAUCUGGAUCACAUGUCUGGAUCGGUCUGUUCAGAGUCAGAGACUCAUGGCAGUGGUCAGAUCAGAGUAACUCCUCAUUCAGAUACUGGAAGUCUGGUGAACCUAAUAAUGCUGGAGGUGUUGAAAACUGUACAGCUGUCAGUCAGAAUGCUCAGGGACGAUGGAUUGACGUCUCUUGCACCGAUCAAUAUCCUUUUGUGUGUCAUGAAGAUAAACUGAUUGUGAUCAGAGAGAGUCUGACGUGGUCUGAAGCUCUGAGAUACUGCAGACAGAAUCAUGUGGAUCUGGUCUCGGUUCAUUCAGAAGAGAUUCAGCAUGAGGUGGAGAACGUGGUUAAACGGGCGUCUACUGCGGAGGUGUGGAUGGGUUUACGUUACUCUCGUAUUUUGGGCAUCUGGUUCUGGGUGAGUGGAGAGACUGUGUGCUAUCAGAACUGGGCUCCAGGGAACGGCACAUCAGCGGAGGACUGUGAAGACGCAGUGAGAUCUGGAGCAGUUCAGUCUGGAGGAGAUCAGCGCUGGAUCAGCCGUCCUGAACACCACAAACUCAACUUCAUCUGCAGCAGAUAUUAAGAGUGAAAGGAGUAAAAUGCUUGUGUGUUCACUUCCUUUAACUUCAUUUUCAUAUAUCAAGUAAAUAUUUUAACAAUUUCAGUCUCAGCAGGCUGUUGCACCUGAGGGUUAAAAAGGCAGAAAAGUUUUGCUCAGAUGUUUGUUAAUAUAGUUCAAAUAUAUUCAAUCAGUAAGCUAUUAAUGUAUGUUUUGUGUUUACUAACUCUUUCAACAUGUGUGUGUGUGUGCGUGCGUGCUUUUGUGACAUAUGAGGACACAAAUUUGUAUAAUGGCAUUGUAUGACAUGGUUAUUACAAGGAGAAGGUGACUUAUGAGGACAUUGCCCCAUGUCCCCAUAUUUCAAAAGGCUUAUAAAUCAUACAGAAUCAUACAGUUUUUUUGAGAAAGUAAAAAUGCACAAAGUUUACUGUAAGGGGUAGGUUUAGGUGUAGGGCGACAGAAAAUACGCCAAUGAAAGUCCCCACAGUUCACAAAAACAAACGUGUGUGUGUCAUUUACUAACUUAGCAUCAUAGACUUACCAUUAGAUAUACAUUUAUAUUGUUCUCUAUUUGGUAUGAGAUUGAUGAAAUUUCUUAUUUGUGUUUUAAGGAUCAGUGUAUGUUGUUGCGGCAAUGCGGCUACUUCUCUCUGAUAUUGAGUUUCAUGUGUUAAUCAUGUUUUUAGAUUAGAAAUGUCUGGUUGAAUAUGAAUCAGUGAGCACCAGCAUUAUGUGCCUCUGCUAAAUUAAAUAUUGUUAAUUAUUAAAGGUGUUAAGUUUGGGUAUAAAAUAACAAGAAUCCGUGUGCACUAAACAUUAAAGAACGUGUCAGCAACAGCAGCUCAAAUAAACUCUUGUACAACCAGUAAUCUCAUCUUUGACUGUUUUCCAUCAUCAGAAUUAUAAAAUUCAAUAUGGUUUCUAUCAUAAUUCAUUAAGGACUAUUAAGGCCAAAGUACACUUUGGUUUUUGCACAUACAGAACACGAGGGUCCGCAUACAGUGUGAAUGAUGCAAAUCGCAUACAUGCAUAUACUGUAACAUUCGAUUUUUGUAACUGUUGUGUAUGCGCAGCUGUAGAAAAUGAUACUCCUUACUAAAGACAUGGAACAACUACAGUGACAAAAUAGCGGAGACUGCAACAACAACACCAGAUGUCUGCAUUGACAAAUACUUGUGUGAGAUGUUUAUGAGAGAGCUGUAACUUUAGAUUAAAAGAGUGCAAAGACAAUUUUAUCGGUCAUAACUUCUGGAGAAAAGCACAUCAGAUGCUGGACAAAGAUGAAGCUUCUAGAGCACAUAUGUUUACUGCCUGCAUUCGUACACGCUAUCAAAUGGAGUAUACUUUGAAAGGCUACGCGUACAAAAAAGAAGUAUCAUUUUGGGCUUUAAGCUGUUUCCCAGUUUACAUGCUGGAUCCUUUAAAGGCUUCAUUUGAAGGCUAAAUGCAACACAACCCAAGGCCGUAACCAUGUCUUGAACACUGAGGGGGACCAACUUGCAUAUAUGUGUGCGUGUGUGUGUGUAUAUACAU
Molecule: messenger RNA, 3654 nt
Organism: Onychostoma macrolepis
Lineage: Eukaryota; Metazoa; Chordata; Actinopteri; Cypriniformes; Cyprinidae
Product: macrophage mannose receptor 1-like
Exons: 5
Coding region: 1033-2142 (369 amino acids)
Source: RefSeq, a predicted model, not a curated record